This is a messenger RNA of Pipistrellus kuhlii (Kuhl's pipistrelle), 1844 nucleotides long. It is a transcript of the gene ADSS2, whose product is annotated as adenylosuccinate synthase 2. Gene Ontology annotation, cellular component: cytoplasm. Lineage: Eukaryota; Metazoa; Chordata; Mammalia; Chiroptera; Vespertilionidae. Gene Ontology annotation, molecular function: GTP binding; adenylosuccinate synthase activity. Gene Ontology annotation, biological process: 'de novo' AMP biosynthetic process; IMP metabolic process. The transcript is spliced from 13 exons. The record is from RefSeq and is a predicted model, not a curated record. Bases 94 to 1464 code for a protein of 456 amino acids.
GUGGCUCCGGGCUGCAGAGCAGCAGUUCCGUCCGCGCCCUCCCCGCCGCCGCCCUCCGCCUCUCCCCGGGGCUCUCUUCUCGUCGCCGGAGCCAUGGCGUUGGCCGAGACCCACCCGGCUGCAUCCUCGCUGCCCAACGGCGACUGCGGCCUCCCCAGGGCGCGGCCCGGGGGGAACCGGGUCACCGUGGUGCUCGGCGCGCAGUGGGGCGACGAAGGCAAAGGGAAGGUGGUGGACCUGCUGGCCCAGGACGCGGACAUCGUGUGCCGCUGCCAGGGAGGAAAUAAUGCCGGCCACACAGUUGUUGUAGAUUCCGUGGAGUAUGAUUUUCAUCUUUUACCCAGUGGAAUAAUUAAUCCAAAUGUUACUGCAUUCAUUGGAAAUGGUGUGGUAAUUCAUCUACCGGGAUUAUUCGAGGAAGCAGAAAAAAAUGUUAAAAAAGGAAAAGGUCUGGAAGGCUGGGAAAAAAGGCUUAUCAUCUCUGACAGAGCUCACAUUGUGUUUGAUUUUCAUCAAGCAGCUGAUGGCAUCCAGGAGCAGCAGAGACAAGAACAAGCAGGAAAGAAUUUGGGGACCACCAAAAAGGGCAUAGGCCCCGUAUAUUCUUCCAAAGCUUCUCGGAGCGGCCUCAGGAUGUGCGACCUCGUUUCCGAUUUCGACGGCUUCUCUGAGAGGUUCAAAGUUCUGGCAAACCAGUACAAAUCUAUAUACCCCACUUUGGAAAUAGACAUUGAAGGUGAAUUACAAAAGCUCAAGGGUUAUAUGGAAAGAAUUAAACCAAUGGUGAAAGACGGAGUGUAUUUUUUAUAUGAGGCCCUACAUGGACCACCAAAGAAAAUCUUGGUAGAAGGUGCAAAUGCAGCACUUCUGGAUAUCGAUUUUGGAACUUAUCCCUUUGUGACCUCCUCAAACUGUACAGUUGGAGGUGUUUGCACUGGGUUGGGUAUGCCCCCUCAGAACGUUGGAGAAGUGUAUGGAGUUGUGAAAGCUUACACCACUCGAGUUGGUAUCGGUGCCUUUCCUACAGAGCAAAGCAACGAAAUUGGAGAAUUAUUGCAGACACGGGGUAGAGAGGUUGGUGUGACUACUGGAAGGAAAAGAAGAUGUGGCUGGUUGGAUCUCGUGUUGCUUAAAUAUGCUCAUAUGAUUAACGGAUUUACUGCGUUGGCACUUACCAAAUUGGAUAUUUUGGACACGUUUACAGAAAUUAAAGUUGGAGUUGCUUACAAGUUAGAUGGUGAAAUUAUACCUCAUUUCCCAGCAAACCAAGAGAUCUUAAAUAAAGUUGAAGUUCAAUAUAAGACUCUUCCCGGAUGGAACACAGACAUAUCAAAUGCAAGGACGUUCAAAGAGCUGCCUGUGAAUGCGCAAAAUUACGUCCGAUUUAUUGAAGAUGAGCUUCAGAUUCCAGUUAAGUGGAUUGGUGUAGGGAAGUCCAGAGAGUCUAUGAUUCAACUCUUCUAAGGAUUUCCAGUCACCCAAGAAACACUCCUUGAGAAGGGGACAAAGGACUUGCUUCACUAUGUCAUUAUGAUCUGCAAACUUCAAGAAUAAAGACAUUGACGUGCAUUGUAAGCUCUAUAGCUGUUUCCAGUCUUUAAGAUGGCUGGCUGGUGUGGAGGUAAGCUUCGGCAUAUUCCAGUGUCAACGGCCUUGGCUGGCACAGUUGCCGAAAUCAUCUGUUGCUCCUGCUGCUCAUGGUGCCACGUUUUCUUUCGUGUUUAGUAAUAGUAUAAUCCAUGUUGUUUGAAACCCAAACUAGAAUGACUUUCAAUGUGGUUUUUCUUUAUUAUCGUCCUUGUGUGUUCAUAGGUUUACCUCUAUUAAAUGGUAAGAACAAUUAA